CCACAGUGGACGAUCCUCUUUUCCACGUGUAGAGAAGUCGUCUCUUUUUUCUGCACUUGUGGGGCUCUCGCAAGACUGCACAGCUGCCUCGGUCGGGCGAAAGAAGAGAAGCGCGCUUCUUCUUUCUUCUUUUCUUUUGCAGAUGAAAAAAGUCUCCUCGAUUUUGACUGUGAGAAGAAGCUGGUUUCUCGGAUUUGCGGCCUCGUGACGCCAGCGUGUCUCCGUCUCUCGGCGUCCUCAGUCCACGACCUUGACAAAGGCGAAUCAAGUCGUUUCCUCCCUCCCUUGGGGCAAGCGAAUUGCGCGUUCCGUCGAUUCUCCGACUUCUGACGUCGCCCCCAACGCAGCGGUGGCGAAACGCGUGGUCUUCUCCUCCCGCUUUAGUUCUCUUCUUUUUCUCCCUAUCGAAAGACGAACCGGGUCGCACAGCUGUCCCUUCUGUCGGGCUCCGCGCGUUGUCUCUCCGCCUCACGCACCAUGUCUCUCUCGUGUGCUUCUUCUUCUCUUUCGCGGGGCGCGCGUGGCGUCCAAACUCGCCUGUCUGCUGUCCGCCGAAGAGGCGAAUGCUUUUCGUCUUUCUCUUCUCUGGAGAGAGCAGCGCGUCUCGCGAGACAGACCCAGAGGUUUUCUUCCUCGCCGUCUCUCUGCCUCUCUUCUGCUUCUCAUGAGCACCUCUGCGCCGCUCUCUGCUCCCCGUCGGCUUUCCGCGCCUCUCUGGGCUCCACGGUCGCCGCGCCCUUCUCGCCCCUCGCCCUGGCGGCCCGCGCCCUCUCGACCGCCUCGGCGGGGCCGUCAAACGCCGCGCCCGAAAGCGGUGGUGUCUCCGAAGGAGACAGCAGCAGAGGUGGCGCUUCAGUCGAGAGGAUGGAAGACGAAGAAGGAAGCGGCGAACGAAGAAAGAGGAGUCCAGCAGAGAGCGCAGACCGCGAGCAACCGGAGAAUGAAGAAGGCGAGAUGGAAACGGCUCUGGAAGACAAGUACCGCCAGUGCGUGGAGGAAGUCGAGAGCCUGAAGAAGAAAAAUCGCGAGCUCCAAGACAAGGCCCUCCGCGCCUUUGCCGACAUGGAGAAUGCCCGCAUGCGCCACCAAAAAGAGAUGGCGUCGCUGAAAGACUACGCGGUGUCGGAUUUUGCCAAGGCGAUGUUGGAGGUGGCAGACGCCAUGGCCUACGCAACCAAUUCUCUGAAAGAGGCAGUGCAGACCGACGCUCUCAUCGGACCGGAAGAAAACGGGGAUUUAGAUGUCGCAACUUUGAAAGCUCGACUGCAGCAGAUUUACGACGGCGUCAAACUGACGGAGAAUCUUCUGCACAAAACUCUCGACCGAUUCGGCGUCGAACAGUACAAUCCUGAAGGCGAGAAAUUCAACCCGGCAUUGCACGAAGCGCUUUUCGAGCUGGAGCACCCGGAAAAGGCUAAGGGAGAAGUGGCGCAAGUGAUUCAGAGAGGCUACAAAAUCAAGGAACGUGUGCUGAGAGCUGCGAAGGUGGGGGUAUCAAAGGGCGCCCCUAACUCUGCGUGAAAGGAGAUAAUUUGAUUUCGUCACAUGUCUCCCGUCAAAGGAGGAAUCAAGUAGACGAGAUGUAUGGUGAACCGAGAGCCAAGCAACCUUGCGUUUUUUCUUUCGCGUGCUCAGCCGACUUCUUCUCGCAUCUCUCUCUCCCGGUUUCUCUCUCAACAGAGUGCGGUGCAAAUAGCGAGAGAGACACCCGUUUUGCGCCGUGCAGGGGACUCCGGGCAGACAUCGUCGCCAGUGUAGUGUCGCAGCUGCGAUGUCUCCCCAGCGAAAGAAGCUCAGGCUUCGCGUCACUGCAGUAGAAUAACUGUCGUGCCGCCUCAAGUUCACAACACAGAGCGUGCGGCGCUACGGAGUCCCCGCCACGCGACAUUGAGAGAAGCGGUUUUUCAGGCGCGGGAGGAAUUCGGGGGUGGAGAGAGGCACUUCGCUUUCUCGUGUUUCUUUCCUCGAGUUCUGCACGCCUCCCUCACACAGUUUCCCGGCUCUCCAGUCUGAAUUUCUGUCGAAUUCGUUUCGCUUCAGUGCCAAUUAUGAGAACCCGACGCGCCGGAUGUUUCGUUUCCGGAGCGAACAAGAAGCACUGCAGCAAAUCACCGAGAGGGUGUAGCGGUACACGUUUGCAGACAGGGGGCUGGCACGCGUUCGGCUGUCGACCGCGACAGUUAUUCCACCACUUACGUUGACUUCGCCGUUGACCGCGCAUGCACUGAACUCACCCCGGACGUAGGUUGCGUCGGCAUUUGCUGGAGUUUCGUGUAGAAGGAUAGAAUAGCAAGCUCAACCGGUGGGGAAGAGCUGUUGUACGCCCUGCAAGCGAGUGUGUGGCAUCUGUCUCUGGUUGUCACUUCUACCGAAGUUUCCUCUCCGGAAAAUAGCGUACGACAGAGAGGAAACUGACGUGGAGAGGACCGAGGACGAACGGGUGUCUCCUUGCCUCAGUCCGGGGACCGUUUGAAACGAGGGCGCGUGGAGAGCGCGAGGAGGCGACUUGGGCUUUUUUGAAAAGUCGCCUUUGUGCGGGUUUUCUGUAUUUUUCAUUCUACGCAAGGUACGAAGCUCGACCGUCGUGUUGGAGGGCAUGCAAGAAACGUUCCCGUGGAUUCCUUUCCCCAUGUCCUUCUCUUUUUCCAGUUUAGAGUGCCCCACACUUCCGUAUCUCAUUCACAUCCUCGAUGCUGAGGCUUGCCCGUCCAAUGUUCUUUCCGCGAUUCUUCCGUGUUCCUCUUUGAAAAACUUUGCGAGGAACAUCAAAGGUCUCCAUAAGGAUAAAAGGCUGGUCGCGUGCCCGCUGUCAGCAGGGCUGCCGCGUUGCAUUCUGGAAACUUGUCGUCGCGUUCGGUCAACCGCCCGGGGAGGUUUUCGGUCGAACUCCACAAUUCUAGACUUCCUC
Toxoplasma gondii ME49 is the source of this 2908-nucleotide messenger RNA. RefSeq names its product co-chaperone GrpE protein. Gene Ontology annotation, biological process: protein folding. The transcript is spliced from 5 exons. Gene Ontology annotation, molecular function: adenyl-nucleotide exchange factor activity; protein-folding chaperone binding; protein homodimerization activity. The coding region runs from base 478 to 1521 and encodes 347 amino acids. The record is from RefSeq and is a predicted model, not a curated record. NCBI's taxonomy places the organism in Eukaryota, Apicomplexa, Conoidasida, Eucoccidiorida, Sarcocystidae.